UUGUCAAACAAUCAUCAUUAUCACACUAUCUAAUUUUUGCAAGUAAUGUUGAACAGAUAAUUACUAGAAUUUUUGCCUUCGUAACGAUUUACUGUUUUACACAUCGCAAUUAUUACUAGAUAUUGAAAAAGUGUUAAUUCGCAUUAGUAAAUGUUUAAAGCACGUUUCGCUUUACGUUUCGUAGUUGAUGAACUAAAAUCGCAGUAACUCCCUCAGCUAUGAGUCAUUUACCAUCGACAAGUAAUUCUUUAGAUUUUCGAAUCAAUUCGUUAAUCGAAAACGUGUUUAAAUUCACCAUAAAUAAGAAUCGCAACAACGCCACAUCCGACAAACAAACCCUGGUAUAUUUGGACGAGGUAGCUGCGACGACCGAAAAACCUGUCAUAGAUCUAGAAGUACUGGAGCACGCUUUAUUCGAACGCUUAUUGCUGGAAGACCCAACGCCACAUUUAUUGAAAACAGAACGCGACAGACAAGUCGAUAUUCGAGCUACUUUGAACGAAUGUAUUACGUAUUUGUUCGAAUGUUUUAAAGAUCUAAGCCAGUACAGCCGUAAUAUUCAAAACGAACCCGAAGAAUGGAAGAAUAUCAUUAACCAUGUGAUGAGACUUAUCAUUAGAAAUGCCGCGACAGCGCUCAAACAACCGGAACUGUAUUCUUCGCAGGAUAUUCACGCUCAGUUCAUCGGUGUAUUCUCCAGUAACAAUAUUUCACACGGUGAAGAAUUAAUCAAAUUCUUUAAAGAUAUAGCCGAAGAAAUGAAAGAUGAAGAAGCUGGUAGCAAUACGAUAUAUUCAUUUUUACAACCAGUUCUGAGUAUAAUUGAGAAAGAUAUUCAAGAAGGCAGUAUACUUAUUUUACCAGUCGUAUGUUUAGAUACGUUGGAAGCUUUUUCAAGGAUUCCUGAAUUUGCUAAAGCUGUAGUUAAACACAGUAUGCCACAAAAUAGAAGAGUAGGCAAGAAUUACGCCGAUAGGCUAUUGGGUGCUAUAUUCUGCAUAUCAUCUUUACCUAAAAAACCAGACAGCAGAGAUGAAUAUUUCGAUAAAAUAACCAUCCGAAGUGACGCGAUGUUGAUUUUCAAAAACCUUUGGGUAGGUUUAGAAAACCUGAGCAUACGAUUACAUCGUAUUAUGCUAUGUUUCCUCAGAUGUCCCGAAGUACGUAACGAUUUACUCGCAUGGUUUGGCGAAUGUAUCGAAAACAACACGUCGAGGAAGCAGUUAUGGGGCAACAUGAUGCAGCAAUUGUUACCAAUGGAGCAUACACACAUAUCCGAUGGUUUUGCUCUAAAUUUGUGUUCUGUAUUGAUAAGACUUUGCGAACCGUUUAUGAAAUCUGCCAAUAAUCCCAAGUUAUUAAAAAUCGAUCCCACUUAUUGCGUUGUGGAAUCUGCGGUAGAUUUCGAAUCAAAAAAGGUUCAUUUAAAAAACGUUCAUUCCGAAACAUGUCUUAUUCCUGUGGAAGAAAACGAAAAACGUUUGAUCGCCAAAGGAGAAUAUUCGUUCAUUACGGAAUGCUUCUUUAUGACUCAUAGUGCAUUGGAACUUGGAGUAAAAGCUUGCUUGGACAGGCUGAUGAAUCUGAAUCAAGAAAUUGGUCGUAUGCAAGAACUUCUACAAACUGAUAGAUUCACUGCGAAUGAAAACAUCAGGGGAAUAUUGGAGGAUAAAAUGCAAUCGCAACUAAUCAAAUACAUUUCUUUGAAAACUGCCUUAAUCGAACCUUCGUUCAUCUCAUACCUGGGAGAUUUUCACCGAGCGAGCUGUACAUGGCUAGUGCAAUUGUUAUUAGACAAUGAUCAAUCAACUGAACGCGAAACGUUCGCUCCUUUGAAAUAUAGACCGUUAAGUUUCCCCCUUCCUGAUCCACCGAAUACUUUAAAAUGCGUUCCGGAGUUCGUAUUCGAAAAUCUUUGCUCGUAUUUAGUCCUCGUACGUCGUUUUAAACCCACAGCUUUAGAAGAAAAAGGUACCGAAUUACUCGACGCGGUUCUUACUGCGUUGGUAGUUUAUAUGGGUUCGAAUAAACUUGUUCGAAACCCUCAUUUGAGAGCUCGUCUAGCAGAAUGCCUGGAAUGUCUUUUACCUACGGCUGUUGAAACCGAUAUGCCUGAAAUGUCGUACGGAAGUAGCAGUCCUUUGAACUUCUUCUAUCGAACUAAGUUAUUCAAUGAGCAUCCUUUGAGAAGAAAUAUUAUUUCGUCUUUAUUGGAGGUAUUUGUCGGUAUCGAAAUGACCGGUCAAAGUGUACAGUUUGAGCAGAAGUUCAACUAUAGAAGGCCGAUGUACAAUAUUAUGGAUUACUUGUGGACAUUACCAGAACAAAAAGAAGUUUUCAAGGAAUUAGCUAUUGAUGCUGAACAAAAUAUGGAAGCUGUAAAUCCUCCGCUGUUCUUACGUUUUAUAAACAUAUUGAUCAACGAUGCUAUAUUUUUAUUGGACGAAGCUUUAUCGAAUAUGGCUCAAUUAAGGCAAAUGCAAACAGCUUUAGAAAAUAACGAAUGGGAUCGUUUACCUAGUAAUGAAAGAGAGCAAAAUAUACAACAAUUACAGCACACUGGAAUGAUUGCCAGAUUCGACAAUAUUCUAGGAAUGAAUACCAUCAACACUUUGGAAUACCUGACCGAAGAAAUAAAAACGAUAUUUUGCCAUUCAACGAUGGUCGAUCGAGUAGCAGCCAUGUUGAAUUACUUCUUGCACCAUUUAGUAGGCCCAAAAAAGAAAACGUUGAAAGUUAACAACAAAGAUGAGUAUAAAUUCGAACCGGGUACCAUAGUACGAAAAAUAUGUUCGAUUUAUGUACAUCUCGGUAGCAGCGAUGUAUUCUGUGCAGCUGUGAGUCGCGAUGGACGUUCCUACAGUCCUCAGUUAUUCGAACAAGCUGCCAAUGUCUUAGUACGUAUCCGUGGCCUGGAAUUGGUUCAAGAUUUAAACACAUUGAGUAAACGAGUAGCAGAAUUAGCUAGUCAACAAAUGACCGAAGAAGAGAUUCUAGCCGAAGCUCCGGAUGAUUACUUAGAUCCGAUUAUGUCCACACUGAUGACCGAUCCGGUUUUAUUACCUUCUUCGCGAAAAACCGUUGACAGAUCUACCAUAGCUAGACACUUAUUGAGUGAUCAGACCGAUCCGUUCAACCGAUCACCCCUCACGAUGGAUAUGGUGCAACCAAACACCGACCUAAAACGUAAAAUAGACGAGUGGAUACAAGAAAAACGUGCUAAAACCAAAGAAACGUAAUUUCUUUGGCAAACUCGUCUUUUUUCCCCCUCCAGACUUGAGUUCUGAUUCUGAUCGCGAGUCGAUCUUACAAAUUCCACAUUUCCACCUAUAUUCUAUUAACCGGAUGCAAAAGACUGCCGCAGUUUCGGUUAUCUUUGCUCUUGUUCAGUUCAACGUUAUCGUAAAUCUUACUCUAUAAGCGUGUAUCUGUAUUUUGUACAUUGAUGAUGAUGGUGUAUCAAUGUUUCAUUUUUUCCCCCUUUGUUUUAAAUUACGUAGCAAUUUUCCUACUAUUUUUUGUUUAGUUUUUUUUUUUUUUUGGUGGUAAUUCUUCUCCCUCUAUUGAGAAUUUCCCGAUUGAGAAAGUGUAUGGAAGUAUUCUCGAGUUGUAUUGUUGUUUUGGAUUCAAUUUCUACAUCAUUUUAGUUCGUGGGAUGAUGUAAGAAGUAUUUAUGUGUGAUUUGGAUUAUUUUUAUUCGAUUGUAGCCUUUAAACGAUUUCCAAUUCUCUCCCUUACUACAUAUUUUGGCCGUUUGAGAACCAUAUAGUAUCACAAGAAACAUGAAUAGAAAUAAUGAUGGAUAAUUUCAUCAACCCUGAAAUCAUAUUGCUCGAUGGUUGUUUUUUUUUGUAAUUAAUCAAUACCUGUACGACAAUGAGAUUUUUUUUACUUGUGUUACGUAUUUCUAAGUUUUUCGGACAUUAAAUGAAAAAGACCAUAUACGUCGUGUAGAUUUGAUUAGAUUUCGAAGUUUUACUACCAUUAUCGUUAUCGUAUUUUUACAUUGAAGUUUCUUUGAGUUGUCAUUUUUAAAUACUUAGAGAAGUAAACGUUUUGAGUAAA
This is a messenger RNA of Planococcus citri (citrus mealybug), 4065 nucleotides long. It is a transcript of the gene Ube4A, whose product is annotated as Ubiquitination factor E4A. Gene Ontology annotation, biological process: protein polyubiquitination. NCBI's taxonomy places the organism in Eukaryota, Metazoa, Arthropoda, Insecta, Hemiptera, Pseudococcidae. The record is from RefSeq and is a predicted model, not a curated record. Gene Ontology annotation, cellular component: nucleus; cytoplasm; ubiquitin ligase complex. The transcript has 14 exons. Bases 219 to 3239 code for a protein of 1006 amino acids. Gene Ontology annotation, molecular function: ubiquitin-ubiquitin ligase activity.